GUGACGUCACGCGUCUAUGUGUCGCGCGUGGGGGAGGGAGUUAGCGGACGGUCCCUGGCUGGGUUCUAGCGCACCGAAUAGCGGAAGAGACUCCUGCGGGCCGCCGCGAUGCCUCGCCCGCGGCGGGUCAGUCAGCUCCUAGAUCUAUGCCUUUGGUGCUUCAUGAAGAAUAUUACCAGAUAUAUCAGAGACAUCAAGCCUUUGCCUCCCAACAUAAAAGAUAGACUAAUCAAAAUAAUGAGCAUACAGGGGCGGAUAACAGAUUCAAAUAUAAGUGAGAUUUUACAUCCUGAAGUUCAAACUCUAGAUCUACAAAGCUGCGAUAUUUCAGAUACUGCUCUCUUACAACUAUGUAACUGCAGAAAACUGAAGAAAUUAAAUUUAAAUUCUUCAAAAGAAGACAGAAUUUCUAUAACUUCAGAAGGAAUAAAAGCUGUGGCUUCAUCUUGUUUAUAUCUACAUGAAGCUUUUCUGAAAAGAUGCUGCAAUAUCACUGAUGAAGGAGUCCUUGCUCUUGCACUCAAUUGUCGGAUGCUGAAGAUCAUUGAUUUGGGUGGCUGCUUAAGUAUUACUGAUGUAUCCUUACAUGCAUUAGGAGAAAACUGCCUAUAUUUGCAGUGUGUUGACUUUUCAGCUACUCAGGUAUCUGACAAUGGUGUCAUUGCACUUGUGAGUGGACCUUGUUCCAAGAAACUAGAGCAGAUUCACAUGGGACAUUGUGUGAAUCUGACUGAUGAGGCUGUGGAAGCUGUCCUUACUUGCUGCCCUCAGAUUUGUAUAUUAUUCUUCCAUGGAUGUCCCCUGAUAACAGAGCAUUCAAGAGAAGUCUUGCAGCAAUUAGUAGGCCCAAGCAAACUAAAACAAGUGACAUGGACUGUUUACUGA
Molecule: messenger RNA, 885 nt
Organism: Chrysochloris asiatica (Cape golden mole)
Lineage: Eukaryota; Metazoa; Chordata; Mammalia; Afrosoricida; Chrysochloridae
Gene: AMN1
Product: antagonist of mitotic exit network 1 homolog (S. cerevisiae)
Exons: 7
Coding region: 109-885 (258 amino acids)
Biological process (GO): SCF-dependent proteasomal ubiquitin-dependent protein catabolic process
Cellular component (GO): SCF ubiquitin ligase complex
Molecular function (GO): protein binding
Source: RefSeq, a predicted model, not a curated record